This is a messenger RNA of Oncorhynchus gorbuscha (pink salmon), 4539 nucleotides long. Its product is annotated as oxysterol-binding protein 1-like. Lineage: Eukaryota; Metazoa; Chordata; Actinopteri; Salmoniformes; Salmonidae. Gene Ontology annotation, cellular component: intracellular membrane-bounded organelle; cytosol; membrane. Gene Ontology annotation, molecular function: sterol binding. The transcript has 20 exons. The coding region runs from base 329 to 2839 and encodes 836 amino acids. The record is from RefSeq and is a predicted model, not a curated record.
CCAGUGUUCCACCCAAUGACUGUGUUUGAAGGUUCCACCAGAGUUGAGAAAUAUUACAUGAGUUCCUUAACAUGUUUUUUAAAAAAUACGUUUUUUGACGAUGAUUCUUAUAUUUGUGUUCACGUUUUGAAGCGAGUGUACUUUGUUGAACGUCUCUGGCCGCACACAGGUGGUACCAGUGAGUGGACUAGUUCUUUUUGCAUGGACCGGAUCCCCAGGUGGGUGGAUAUUUAAUUUUAGGGCCCAAUGAAGUCUACAAUGUGCGCACCCCGCCCAUUGAUACAAGGCUCCAAUCUACUAGCCUACUGUGGAGGCUCAGACUGUCGUAAUGUCGGAGCCCAAGGCACUCACCCCGACUCCGGCUGGAGACACAUACAAAGGAUGGCUAUUCAAAUGGACAAAUUACAUCAAGGGCUACCAGCGACGAUGGUUUGUCUUGAGCAACGGUUUACUAUCCUACUACAGGACACAGGCAGAGAUGGGCCACACGUGCCGGGGCACCAUCAACCUGGCCACGGCCAACAUCGCGGUGGAGGACUCGUGCAACUUUGUCAUCUCUAACGGCGGGGCACAAACCUACCACCUGAAGGCCAGCUCUGAGGUGGAGCGGCAGCGCUGGAUCACCGCCCUGGAGCUGGCCAAGGCCAAGGCUGUCCGCAAUCAGGCCGAGUCUGACGACUCUGGUGAUGAGUGUCCCACGUCACCCCCUACCUCGGGACAGGGCGGAGGGGCUCGUAACUCUAACUCAGAGGUACAGUCCACACUACGCACUCUGGGCAGCAAGGUGGAAGACCUGAGCACCUGCAACGACCUCAUCGCCAAGCACGGAUCUGCCCUCCAAAGGUCCCUGUCAGAGCUGGAGGGGGUGCGGCUGGGAGGCGACACUGAUGGCAAGAUCCGGCAGGUGACGGAGAGAGCAACGUUGUUCCGCAUCACCUCCAACGCCAUGAUCAACGCGUGCAGAGACUUCCUGUCCCUGGCCCAGGCCCACAGUAAACGGUGGCAGAAAGCCUUGCAUUCGGAGCGGGACCAGAGGAUAAGGCUGGAGGAAACAUUGGAGCAGCUAGCCAAGCAGCACAACCACCUGGAGAGGGCCUUUAGAGGGGCCACCGUACUGCCCCUCUCCCAGAGCAACCCCGCCUUGGACAGCAAGAGUUCGGGCUCAGUAAAGGGUGACGCGAGCGACGAGGAUGAUGAGAACGAGUUCUUUGACGCUAUGGAGGACCCGGCGGGGUUCAUUACUGUACCGGCCGACCCCAAGUAUCAUAGAAGGUCAGGAAGUAACGUCAGUGGUUUCAGCACUGAGACUGGGAUUGAUGACCAAUCACUUUGUGACGAGCAGUCGUUGGGGUCCAAUCCGGAGUCGCCGCAGUCCCUGGAGGUUGAGCCAGUGAGGAAGAGGCGGACCAAAAUCCCAGACAAGCCCAACUAUUCUCUGAACCUCUGGAGCAUCAUGAAGAACUGCAUCGGCAAGGAGCUCUCCAAGAUCCCCAUGCCUGUGAACUUCAACGAACCAAUUUCCAUGCUCCAGCGUCUAUCCGAGGACUUGGAGUACUACGAGCUCCUAGACAAGGCAGCUAAAUGCCAGAGCUCUCUGGAGCAGCUGUGCUACGUGGCUGCCUUCACCGUAUCAUCCUACUCCACUACGGUCCACCGCACAGGGAAACCCUUCAACCCCCUACUGGGGGAGACCUACGAACUGGACCGGCUGAGGGAGAGCGGCUACCGCUCACUGUGUGAACAGGUGAGUCACCACCCGCCUGCAGCGGCUCAUCAUGCCAUCUCAGAGAGAGGCUGGACCCUCCGACAGGAGAUCUCCCUCGCCAGCAAGUUCAGGGGAAAAUACCUCUCCAUCAUGCCUCUGGGCUCUAUCCAAUGUAUGUUUGAGAAGAGCAACAAUCACUACUCGUGGAAGAAAGUUACUACAACAGUACACAACAUCAUUGUGGGCAAAUUGUGGAUCGACCAGUCGGGCGAGAUAGAUGUGGUGAACCACCGGACCGGCGACCGCUGCCAUCUCAAGUUCGCCCCGUACAGCUACUUCUCCAGAGACGUGGCCAGGAAGGUGACUGGUGUGGUGGCAGACAAGGAGGGUAAGGCCCACUAUGUGCUGUCAGGGACAUGGGAUGAGAAGAUGGAGUUCUCCAGGGUGAUGCAGAGUAAUAAGGGCGAGAACGGCACCGAGGGCAAACAGAAGACCGUCUACCAGACACUCAAAGCCAAGGAGCUCUGGAAGAAGAACCCACUACCUGAGGGUGCGGAGACCAUGUACUACUUCUCGUCGCUGGCGCUGACGCUCAACGAGCCCGAGGAGGGCGUGGCGCCCACCGACAGCCGGCGACGGCCCGACCAGCAGCUGAUGGAGGCGGGCCGGUGGGACGAGGCCAACGCAGAGAAGCAACGGCUGGAGGAGAAGCAGAGGAGCGUCCGCCGCGAGAGGGAGCGAGAGGCCCAGCAGGCAGCCAACCUGCCUGAGGAGGGGGCAGAGGGGGUGGAAGUAGCGGAGGACGCUGUCAUUGAGGACUCUUUCAUCACUGACUCGCCUUUGAAAAUGGAGAUUGGCACGGAAGCGAGCCAGGCUUCGGACGAAACGGACCCUGACGAUUCUCCACCUCACACUCCAACCCCACGUGGUCCGCCCCUCUCAGAGUAUCAAAUCGAUGACAUGGAAGGUCAUUAUGGAGCUGCUGUCAAAAGCGUCCACCAGGACAACUAUGAGGCGAUGUGGUUCGAGCGGACCGAGGAUGCCGUCACGGGAGAGUCCAUGCACGUCUACAAGGGGGGCUACUGGGAAGCGAAGGACCACGGCAGCUGGGACGUGUGCCCCGAUAUAUAUUGACCCCCCCCCCCCCAUCAGCGAAUUGUACUAACCCAGGCAUUUGGAAUAUGGAAGGCCACAAGCUGCCCUCUUUCCCCAAUUGAAGAAGGGGCAACCUGGGUAUCGACCCUGUUUAACCCCAAUCCUCCCUCUUUCAGGAUAGAUUUUGGGUUGUAAUGCCCCCAACCUCUCCCCUAUCACUCUCUGUGGGGAUGGUGUGCACAGGGGCAGUGAGACCCUGCAGGACAGUGCAACUGGACAGGGGGACAGACCUGUUUUCUUCUGCCUUUAUCUUCUGUGUAGGGUCCGUUUCUCCUAGAUGUUGAUCUGGGGUCCGUUUUGCAUUUCCCACCAUUGGGGGAGCCGAAGCUGAUCCUAGAUCUGUAGCUAGGGAAAACGUCACCCCCGUCGCUUCAGCUUCACUACAAUGAUUAGAUAUCUCCCCUUAGAGCCACUGUCUAGGCCUUUGUCUUUCUCUGUCUCUUCCUUUGCCGGUCUCUUUCUCUCACACUUCAUCUCUUACUAUGUUAGUCUGUGGAAAAGACUGGGGGCAGAUAGGUGGUCUGGUUGAUAGAUUCUAGCGAUUUAACACUAACUCUACCUUGUUCCUCUUCCAAAGGAUAUGGACAGUUUUGAGUAUGUGAAGAGGGUUAUAAUAGCAAUGGGUUGGUGCUUAUGUCUGUUUUGAGGCUGCCAGAUUUUCAAUGUUUCACAAAUGCUGUAAAGAGGUGUGUGUCCUCCAGAACUUGGUGACAUCACAUUAGGUCCUCUGCUGCUUGGCACUUGGAUAAUUUGGGCUUGGAGCCUGUUUUCCAUCUCAAAGCAGCGUAAUGGUCUAAAUGAAGGAUGUAUCGCCAUAAUACUAUUUAAACAGUUCCUACUACGCCCUACAUCCCAAAGAUAACUUCCACCUCUUCCAACAGCAAAGCAAUCUAGCGUAGCUGUAGUUUUUUAAAAAUAGGAUUAGUGUGUGGAGCAGACUUGAUCGUAACAUAUUGGAAUAGUGGCCUAGUACUUUACUGGGUGGAUGUGUCCAAAAUAGCAUCCUAUUCCCUAUAUAGUGCACUUCUUUCGACACCUUAUAGGCAGUGUUCAAAAGUAGUGCACUAUAAAUUAAUAGGGAUUCAAGGUGUGUGAGGCCACUCUUCGUCUACAUGAACUAAAGUGUGUGUACAGUGCUAGUACACAAAUGUGAGCUUGAGUGCAAGGUUUGAGUUCCAAAAAUAAAUCUUAUUUUCAAGUGUACUUAAUGUGAGUGUGAGGAAAAAUGAAACAGAUUGCUAAUAUUUGUAUAUAUCAAAUGAAGUAAUAAUUAGUGCGUUAUGGUCAGAACAUGAGUUUCUCCUAAAACUGGAUUGUCCGUUAAGUCAUUUGUUUGAUCACUUCUGUGUUGUCCUAAUCCCUGGCCCUGUACAACAUGACUGAACAGUUGUCCCAAGUUUGUUUGCACAAGUUACACUGCUGUGAAGACCAAUGGUUGUGAAAAAAGUGCAAAUACAAAAAUUGCUUCACAAAAAUAUCAGUAUCAAAACCAUUCAUGCGUUGUACCAAUUUGCCAUAUUGGUUGUCUUUAUUUUCAAUAAUUCUGUCCUGUUUCUCCAUUCAUCAUACUUUCCAAUCUUUUUAUGCUCAUUCAUUCUCUUAUGGAUCUUGGUCAGUGCACUGUGAGAGUAACAGCAUCGCAGGGUGAUUGUAAUAAAGCCUGACUGGAGAAGUGCAAA